Molecule: messenger RNA, 1033 nt
Organism: Punica granatum (pomegranate)
Lineage: Eukaryota; Viridiplantae; Streptophyta; Magnoliopsida; Myrtales; Lythraceae
Source: RefSeq, a predicted model, not a curated record
AUCCAAUCUCCGUAACGUAACCACUCCGGUGAAGAGGUGAGGCGAGCACAGAGCACAGAGCUCAACGCCCCGGCGACGGCGAGACCGUGAGAGAGAGCGAGAAGACAGACAGGGAAGAGAGAGAUGCCUAAGAGAACGACCCACACGUACUCCAGCGAAGACGCAGCUCCGGAUGGACCCGAUUCUGAUCUCUUCGUUUACUACUGCAAGCACUGCAGUUCCCACGUCCUAAUCACUGAUACGCAAUUGCAGAAAACACCAAAAAGGAAGACUGACAAGGCACAUGUGGUGGACAAGAAGAAGCAUCUCGCGAGACUGAACGUCAAGGAGGCAGGGAAAAUUCUCCUAAAACGAGGUGAAGGAAAAAUGGAGAAGCAAUUCCGCAUGAACUGCUUAGGCUGUGGACUAUUUGUCUGCUACCGAGCUGAAGAGGAUCUGGAAGCUGCUUCUCUCAUUUAUAUUGUUGAUGGUGCCCUCAGUACAGUUACUGCUGAGACCAAUCCACAGGAUGCUCCUGUGCCACCCUGCAUAUCACAGUUAGAAGGCGGGCUUGUUCAGGUGGCUAUAGAAGUGGAAGCUGGGGCACAACGGUCUGCAAUUACAAGAGUGAAUGCUGAUGAUGUUCGGGUUACUGUAGCUGCACCUGCAGCACGUGGAGAGGCUAACAACGAGCUGUUAGAAUUCAUGGGAAAAGUGUUGGGUCUGAGACUCAGUCAGAUGACUCUUCAGAGAGGGUGGAAUAACAAAUCAAAGCUCCUUGUGGUUGAGGAUCUAUCUGCGAGGCAGGUGUAUGAAAAGCUACUGGAGGCUGUGCAACCUUGAAGCUGAAGCUGCUUUGUGUUGUGGAUGUACCAAAUUUUGCUGUCAUCCAUUCCUCCGUCAUGCUUUGCAAUUCAUUGUAUGGUAUGAACGAUUAUUUGUUUUGGAUCUGGGAAGUCAACUGAGGAGCUUGACUUUUGUCUUUUGUGUUGUAAAGAUCAUUAACUUGAAGAGCAAACUUGCAAGAACUUCCUAUAGGGAUCGUUUCUGUGAA